GCACCUUGAAUUUGCGGAUUUUUAAUAUUUCUUCCUAUUGACCGUGAAUAUAAAAAGACUGGUAACAACAAUAUAACUAAUUGCAUGUGUGACGUCACAUCGGGAACACACUUGUGCUAUUCGGUAACGUUUGUCUUAAAGCACCACAAAAAGAUAUAUUUUUUUAAUACGUUUGCGAAAGAAUUUUUUCGUGAAAAUGCCACACAGAUGCGUCGUGUUUGGAUGUUCAAACAUGUCAAUAUGCGAAUAGAAUCGCAUAUGCGAAUAACAUAAGACCGGAAGCUAACAAACGUAGAAAAGCUUGGGUUGAUUUUGUGAAAAGGAAACGAAAAAAUUGGGAACCUUCUUCGUCUUCCGAAGUUUUCUCAAAGCAUUUUAAAGAGGAUGACUUUGUGUGUCGCUAUACUGGUGAGAUGGGAGUAUGUAAUUCUGAGAAACCGCUGCUUGUAGCACCCACGUUAAAAAGGGAUAGCAUUGGCAUAUGUGUCUGGCCUUCCAAGUUUAAAACAGAAGAAACAGUGCUGUCAGAACGAGAUCGUCGUCGCAUUCUAUUUCACGCUCAACAUGCAGAUCACGAAGAGUGCAGCGUGAGUCAAAAAGGAAGCAUAUAUGAAAAUAUUGAAUGUUCUCAGCCUUGUUCUUCUUCUCUAACUAAUGUAUCUACAGAAGAAGCAGAUGAAUAUAUGCAAACAGACACUGUGACUUUUCCUGAUGAAACAGAUAACAGUUUUCAUGAACUACUCAAAGACCCUUACAAAUCAAACUGGGAAAAUGUAAAUGAUAAAUGGGUCCAGACAUUGCCAUUGAAAUGUCAGAAUUGUGUCAAACUGAUCAACAAGAUGCUCCAAAUGAAAAGAAAGUUGCUGUUUUACAAAGCUCGAAUGAGAUAUGAUGUUGAGAAAAGUAACAUCUUUGAUGCUGCUCAUUAUUCUGAUGUAAUUGAUGAAGAUAGUGCAGAGCAUGUGGAUAGUGACUUUGAGGAGCAACAAUCUCAAGAUUCAUAUACAGAUGGGGAAACUGAGGAUGAACUUUCAGCAAAUCAAACAUCAAGUGAAGAAGACAGUGAUACCGAUGAUUCUGAUGGAAAAUGGUACUUAUAA
Xenia sp. Carnegie-2017 is the source of this 1100-nucleotide messenger RNA. RefSeq lists its product as uncharacterized. The record is from RefSeq and is a predicted model, not a curated record. The coding region runs from base 414 to 1100 and encodes 228 amino acids. The transcript has 4 exons. NCBI's taxonomy places the organism in Eukaryota, Metazoa, Cnidaria, Anthozoa, Malacalcyonacea, Xeniidae.